AAAGAAUGUUGUCUUGUUCUAGGUUGAAUAUGCAUAAAUUAAUAUUAUUUGUUGCUCUGGUUAUUGGUGAGGGACAAUCCAGUCCUCUAAGCCCUAACACAACACAUUUGGAAACCAGAGAUAAAAAAACAUUGUCUCUGUUCGCUAUCGUUAACUUCCCUAACCUGAGAUGUGUAACUUCCAACUCUGGCUCUACACUGUACGGUACAUGUAUCUCAACCUCUGAAUGUACAUCACGAAGUGGAUCAGCUGCAGGCACAUGUGCAGCUGGAUUCGGAGUCUGCUGCUAUUUGGCCGUCUCCACUUGCGGGUCAACCGUCAACUACAACAACACCUAUAUUCAAAACCCCGGAUAUCCCUCUACCUACACCCCGACAGCGACUGGAACUUGUUUGUAUACCAUAAACAAGGCUAGCACUGAUGUUUGUCAGCUGCGCUUGGAUUUCCAGACAUUUAGCGGAUUUUCCGUAACAACAGCCGGUGUUAAAACUGAUUCAAUGGCUAUUACUGGACAAACCGGGCGUAAUCCCCCAUCAAUUUCUGGAACCAACACUGGAUAUCACAUGUAUGUGAAUCUGGGAGCAGAUACAGGAGAUACUGCGACUGUAACUAUGACUUGGGGGAGUAUUGCUUCUGCUAAACAAUAUAACAUUUUUGUACAACAGAUUGAAUGCUCAUCUCCUCAAAGGGCUCCCCAAGAUUGUGUCCAGUAUUUUACCGGAACACAAGGAACAGUUCAGAGUUAUGGUUGGGCCGGUGCACAACUUCUUGCUGGAAUGGAUUACCAAAACUGUAUUAGAACUGAAGCGGGUUACUGUGGAAUUGAAUGGAAGACAUCAAGUGGAACUACUAUUGAUGCUUUUGCAAUCUUCAGCACAGCUAUAGUCACACAAGCUAUCUCAUCAGGACUUGCAGAGUCUACACAAGGUGUAUGCAACGGCGCAACAGUCGGUAACUUUAUAACUAUACCAAUGACAUCACUUGAUGGAAUAAAUCCUAUUCCAGUUUUAGCUAAUAUUCCUCCCUACCCUACUCAAUUCUGCGGUGGAAUUUUCGGAAUAUCUACAUCAUCAUUUCCAUCACCAUUCCAGAGUAAUCAGAGACCCUUUAGCCUACAUCUGUUUACUUCUGCUGCUGCAACUCCCACUCUAGAUACUACUUCUAAUACUGGCUUCUCUCUUGAUUAUACUCAGAUUGCGUGUGGACAAUACUGAGCGUAAAACCCAAACUGAACCUGAUUUCUUACUGAUCUAGAAACCUUGAUACAAUUUAUUAUAUGGUUACAAUUUAUGAUGUUGAAAUAUAUAUGUAUAAUGUA
This is a messenger RNA of Eurytemora carolleeae, 1318 nucleotides long. RefSeq lists its product as uncharacterized. Bases 6 to 1214 code for a protein of 402 amino acids. The record is from RefSeq and is a predicted model, not a curated record. The transcript is spliced from 12 exons. Lineage: Eukaryota; Metazoa; Arthropoda; Copepoda; Calanoida; Temoridae.